CAGCUGUGUGCUAUUAAAAGACAUUGAUCUGCUGUGCUACAGACUCACCAGAUGGCAUUUCAAGAGGGUCUUUGCUGACAGGAGUUCUCUAAAAGCACUGAGAUUUGCAGAUCACCUUUGUGAAAUACCCUUUCAGUCUGUUUUUUUUCAUAUGCACUACAAUGGGAUUUCUUGCAGUCCUAGUUCUACCGUUACUACUGAUUGGAAUCAGUGGGAUUCUUUAUAUUUAUAGAGAAGUUGUCAGACUAAUGUCAAAAUCUGCUGUACGGAACAAAGUGGUUGUGAUCACCGAUGCAGUGUCUGGACUUGGAAAGGAAUGUUCCAGGGUAUUUCAUACAGGAGGAGCUCGCCUAGUCUUAUGUGGUAAAAACUGGGAAAAGCUGGAAGCUCUAUACGACGCGCUGAUUGCAGUAGCAGACCCAAGUACGACAUUUCCACCAAAGCUAGUGCUACUGGAUAUCAGUGACGUGCACUCCAUUCCUGAUGCAGCUAAUGAAAUUCUGGAUUGUUUUGGUUGUGUGGAUGUACUAAUCAACAAUGCAAGCAUGAAAGUGAAAGGUCCUGCUCAGACAGUGUCUCUGGAACUGGAUAAGAAGAUAAUGGAUGCUAACUACUUUGGGCCAGUGACAUUAACCAAAGCUCUUCUACCAUCCAUGACUUCAAGAAGAUCUGGUCAAAUUAUGCUGGUCAGCAACAUACAAGGAAGGCUGGGAAUUCCAUUUCGUGCAGCAUAUGCAGCAUCCAAACAUGCAGUGCAAGGAUUUUUUGAUUGUCUGAGGGCUGAAGUAGAAGAAUUUGGUAUUUCUGUGGGUACUGUAAGUCCGACAUUUGUUCGUUCCUACAAUCUUCAACCAGAGGCUGGCAACUGGGAAGCACCCAUUUGGAAAUUUUUCUUCAGAAAGUUGUCACAUGGCGUUCACCCUGUGGAAGUGGCUGAAGAGGUCUUGCAUGCCGUAAGUCGAAAGAAGCAUGAGGUUGUGUUGGCAAAUCCGAUACCGAAGGCUGCACUGUACUGCAGAACAUUCUUCCCAGAAUUAUUUUUUGCAGUAGUCGCUGCAGGAAUUAAGGAAGCACAGCAUGUAGAAGAAGAAAAGAACUCAUGAUAGCUUGUUUUAUCUUAUGAGUUUCUGUGUCUUGUACUAACCUUGGUUUAGCAAGCAGUUUUGUAUCACUACUGGAGCAAAACAAUUCAGAAACUGAUAUGCGUGAGCUCACUCCUUUUAUUAUAUUAACCAAUGCAUCGGUACCGUAAGUGCCUAAACAUAUAAAAUAAACAUAAUAUAAACAUA
This is a messenger RNA of Protopterus annectens (West African lungfish), 1289 nucleotides long. RefSeq names its product dehydrogenase/reductase 7C (gene DHRS7C). Gene Ontology annotation, biological process: regulation of release of sequestered calcium ion into cytosol by sarcoplasmic reticulum. The transcript is spliced from 7 exons. Gene Ontology annotation, molecular function: all-trans-retinol dehydrogenase (NAD+) activity. Gene Ontology annotation, cellular component: sarcoplasmic reticulum membrane. NCBI's taxonomy places the organism in Eukaryota, Metazoa, Chordata, Ceratodontiformes, Protopteridae. The record is from RefSeq and is a predicted model, not a curated record. Bases 162 to 1103 code for a protein of 313 amino acids.